AUGGGACUCUUAGAUGAUCCAGAACUGCAGCCUGUCCUGUUUGGACUGUUCCUGUCCAUGUAUCUGAUCACAGUGCUUGGGAACCUUCUCAUCAUAUUGGCUGUCAGCUCUGACUCCCAUCUCUACACCCCAAUGUACUUCUUCCUCUCCAAUCUGUCAUUGGCUGAUAUUGGUUCAAUCUCUACCACUAUCCCCAAGAUGAUUGUGGAUAUUCUAACUCAGAGCAGAGUCAUCUCCUAUGUGGGCUUCCUGACACAGAUGUCUUUUUUUCUGAUUUUUAUAUGUAUGGAUGAUAUGCUUCUGACAGUGAUGGCCUAUGACAGAUAUAUGGCCAUCUGUCACCCCCUACAUUACUCAGUCAUUAUGAACCCUCGCCUUUGUGUCUUCUUAGCUUUGGCAUCAUUUUCAGUCAGUAUUUUGGAAGCCCUGAUGCACAAUUUGGUUGCAAUACAAAUUACCAAAUUUAAAGAUGUGGAAAUUUCUAAUUUCUUCUGUGACCCUUCUCAUUUAGUUAGUCUUUCUUGUUCAAACACCUUUUCCAAUAAGAUAUUUAUGUAUUUUAUAGGCAUAAUAUAUGGUUUACUACCACCCUCAGGAAUUCUUUUCUCAUAUUACAAAAUUAUUUCUUCCAUUCUCAGGAUCCAUCAUCAGGUGGGAAGUAUACACCUAAAAACCUAG
This is a messenger RNA of Castor canadensis (American beaver), 678 nucleotides long. Its product is annotated as olfactory receptor 7E24-like. Lineage: Eukaryota; Metazoa; Chordata; Mammalia; Rodentia; Castoridae. Gene Ontology annotation, cellular component: membrane. Gene Ontology annotation, molecular function: olfactory receptor activity; G protein-coupled receptor activity. The record is from RefSeq and is a predicted model, not a curated record. Gene Ontology annotation, biological process: G protein-coupled receptor signaling pathway.